Scutellospora calospora is the source of this 120-nucleotide messenger RNA. Lineage: Eukaryota; Fungi; Glomeromycota; Glomeromycetes; Diversisporales; Gigasporaceae. The record is from the annotation of a GenBank genome assembly.
GCACAACCUAUUCUGGAAACCGGGAACCGUACCAUGACUAGUACCGGUAGAAGGAACAGGGGUUGGGGUUCGCCUUCUCAACCAAGAGACAUACCUUUACGUGGUGGUUGGGAUAAGUAG